AUGUCCGUCAUGAGAAAGGAUGUCCAGCGCUAUUACACUAAGGAUGUCCAGCGCUAUUACACUACAGGUUCCAGUUUUGAAGAUCGAGACUCUGUUACACAAUGGCCAGCUGCCUUGCAUGCACAAGAAGACCAGUCUCUUACAAUACACUGCAGUUUUACCCAUUCAGCUUCCAGCAACAUAUACCUGCAGUGGUACCGUCAGGACCCGGGAGAGCGAGUCAAAUACAUUCUCCAGCGGUACAAACUGUCUGGAGGAGCUGAAGAUGGGGAUAAAGCACCAGGUGUUGAAGAUCGAUUUUCGGCUUUACUUGACGCGCCGAAUAAAUACACGAAUUUAAACAUCAGCGGGAUACAGAUGCGAGACUCUGCCGUUUUCCAUUGCGCUCUGAGGCCCACAGUGAAGGAGACGUCACUGCACACGCUCUACUGGUUUGACCUCGAACUGUUUGACACGUCUUCAAUGUUUUCAGCGACAUUGGAUAAGGAAUCCAGCAGUGUGCCUUUAACAAUAUCAGCAGCCCUGGUGACUGACUCUGCAGUUUACUACUGUGCGCGGAGACCCGCGGGUGUGUCAUUGAACAAAGUACAGCUCAGGUUUAUAAACGAGUUCUUUCAUUCGCACCCGUGGUACAGCAUCAUCUCCUGCCUUCCUGCAGCUAUCCAGGACAUCCUCCCCGUCUCUCGGGCAACGCUCUUGUUCACCUACCAGGAGCGUGGGGCAGCUUCGGCGCUCCCUUCCUAA
This is a messenger RNA of Polyodon spathula (Mississippi paddlefish), 744 nucleotides long. RefSeq lists its product as uncharacterized. The transcript has 6 exons. Bases 1 to 744 code for a protein of 247 amino acids. Lineage: Eukaryota; Metazoa; Chordata; Actinopteri; Acipenseriformes; Polyodontidae. The record is from RefSeq and is a predicted model, not a curated record.